Messenger RNA from Stomoxys calcitrans (stable fly), 2369 nucleotides. RefSeq lists its product as uncharacterized. The transcript has 3 exons. The record is from RefSeq and is a predicted model, not a curated record. Bases 278 to 2281 code for a protein of 667 amino acids. NCBI's taxonomy places the organism in Eukaryota, Metazoa, Arthropoda, Insecta, Diptera, Muscidae.
UGCGAUUAUUGAAUGUACCAAACACCACCAUUAUAAUGAAGAGAAAAAAACGAAAGACCGAAGAACGAAAAGUAAACGCUAACAUACGGCAUACGUACUGUACCAUAUAACACACACAAAUGUAUGUACAUGUACACAACAGCAUAUAGCAAAGGCUUGUUUGGAUUCGUUUUGUUUUUAUUUUUUGCUUUUUCGGUUGUACACAAACCGUAUUCUCUUUUCAAGUUUAGUGCACAUUUGAUGUUCGGGAGAGCAGUAGUGAGUGAACGUUGUGAAAAUGCCGCGGCCUAAGAACGUAGUUUUGCUAGAUUUUUUCGAUAAAAACGACGAUGACCAAGUGAUAUGUAACAAUGACCUCUGCAGGGGUAAAAUUUUGAGUUCGCACUCUGCAAAUUUGGAGCGUCAUUUGGCAAAAAUUCACAGAGACUUGCACGACAGUUACAUGGCUAUUAAAAAUGCCAAACGUUCAAAAAACGAGCUGAUACAGAGAAUCAGUGCGGUUGGUGCAGGUGAUAUAAUUGAUUUGCAGAGCACCAUUGUUAUAGGAGCGGAAUCCCCCUUUACGGGCAGAGUCUAUACAAAUGCCCUAUCAACACGUGGCAACAUUGAGCUGGCCAUAGUGGAGUUCUUUAUCAAAAGUGCGCGACAUUUCAAAAUGCUCAACGACCGUUCCUUUCAAAUGUUGGUGCAGCCGGCUUUUAGUGCUCUGGGCUUGGGCAUUGAUGAGCUGGGAGUCAAUGAAAAGAUCAAGGAACAUUGUGAAAAAAUGAGAGCCGACAUUAGGGAGGACUUCAAAGACAAGUUGGUAGCCCUGAAGAUUGAUGUGGUAACCAAGCAGAAUCUCACUCUUUUGGGUAUACAUGUGCAACGCUUCAAGAAUGGCUACUUCGAAAUUAAGACGCUGGGUGUAAAGGAGCUCAAAGCCAGUGAAAGCCCAGAAUAUUUGAAAUGCACAAUCUUGAGAGUGCUACAGAAUUAUAGCCUCAAUGACAUUCUGACCAUAACCAUAGACAAUGCUAACAAUAUGCUGAUAUCCUCUGUGGAUACAAAUGACGAGGAGGAAUUGGGCCAGACUUUGGAACUCGAUCAGACUGCAAUUGAAGAAAAACUGGAGGCUAUACGUGCCCAUUUUUUAACCUACGACAUAAAUUGUGUGCGCUGUGGUGCCAACACCCUACAGCAGUGUAUCAGUGAUGUUCUGCGGAGAGCAGAUAUAGCCAAGAGACUUGAGCAAUGCAAAGCUGUGGUAAAAGCUUUGAGAAGCCAAGAGGCCUAUGCCGACAUACUAGAGGAUGAGCAAUACAAAAAACCUCCUGCAGAUUCUACUACCAGUUGGUCUUCCACUUUGAAUAUGCUGGAGCGUUUGUACGAAAUGAAAGGCCCCAUUUCCCUGUUGAGUGCGGUAAAUUCUGAUUUAUAUCUUAGUCCUGAUGAUUGGAAAUUUAUUGGCGAAUUCAUAGAGACCUUUAAGCCCAUCUACAAUGCCGCCUUGCGUUUGCAGACAGAGCAGCUAUGCUUCAGUGAACUCUAUGUCAUAAUAAUGGACAUUAUAUUUAAGAUUGAAAGUCUACCAAGCUCAAAUAUGAGAACUCACCUGCUGGAGGGACUGCUUGAUAAAAAAUCUGAACUUUUAGAUAUGGAUAUCUUCAAUGCUGCUGUAUAUCUAGAUCCUCGCAUCAAAAUUGUCAUGUCUUCGGAUCAAAAGGAGAGGGCCAAAAAUUACAUCAAAUCUUUGUAUGAUAGGAUAAAAUAUUUGAAAGACAAUUUUACACCUAUUGCUGAUAAUUUAUUAGAAAAACCGAAUACAUCAUCCGUUCCGUUCGCAGUAAAAAAAUCUACUUCAAUAACCUUGCAAGAAUUUUUCAAAGAAGAACUCCUUUGGGAAACCAACGAGCAAUCGCCGUCAGCACAGUCUAUCAAACAGGAACCACCUAACUCUUCAGUAGAUUCCUUCUCCGCCUUCCUACAGAAACUGGAUCGUAACAGUCCGGACCAUGUGGCAGCCUCAUCUUGUAGUCUGCUAACAGAUUUAUUGCUCUACGAGCGCCAAGCAAGACUUCCUCUAACAACCAACAUUUUUGACUAUUGGUCAUCGAAAAACAACACCUUGACGGAUGUGGCUUUUGCAAUAUUGGCCACGCCUUGCACACAAGCCAGUGUGAAGCGUUUAACUCCAUCCUUAAAAUAUAUGUUGGAGGACCAAAACAAUGAAUUUACCGUGGCCGAUGUGGAGCACAUAUUAAUGGUGAAGGCCAAUGCAGUAUUUAAAUAUGAGAGUUAGUGCAAGAAGCAUAUAUUUAUAGUAAGUUUAGGAUGAUUAAAUUUGAAAGCCUUAGCUUGGGCUUCAAAAUGUAUUUUAAUAUAAGUUU